Molecule: messenger RNA, 4163 nt
Organism: Pelodiscus sinensis (Chinese soft-shelled turtle)
Lineage: Eukaryota; Metazoa; Chordata; Testudines; Trionychidae
Gene: FSBP
Product: fibrinogen silencer binding protein
Cellular component (GO): nucleus
Source: RefSeq, a predicted model, not a curated record
CCUCUUUUGCUAUGUGGUAUGUACAGUUGUCCAUAGCAUCAGUUUAAAAUACAUAUGCCCAUUUUCCUAUAGCAAUUAUUACAGGAGAGUACAAAAAACCAUAGAUCGAAAAAUGAAAAAGAAAGAAAACUAUCUCAGUCUUUCACACUAGACAUUACUACAGAUGAAAAACAAAGUAUUGGGAAAAGAGGGCAAGCUAAGCAUAAAAACCAAUGUUUUUACCAAGAUAAGAGUUUUGUUUCUUAAGUUCUAUCUGCAACGAGCUUAAAAUCUUUUUUUAAGAAACUCUAUUUAAACUUGUUUUCAAUGUAGUUCCUGGCAAAUGAGUGAGCACACUCCUACCUAAAUCUGUCUUUAUUGACUUUAGACACUUUUAACUAUAAUUAGAUUUCUUUCCUUUCACCCCCAUCCUAGCCUAUGUUUUUCAAGGAUAAACAUGUUAAGCUUGAAAAGCUGUUACCACUAACUCUUCUAAUCAAAUUUGUUUUUUGAAUCUCUUGACUUUUCCAUCACGGACCUCUUUUUUCAUAUUUGGUGCUUAAAAAUGUACACAAUAGACACCCUACAAACAUCCCCUUUUAAGUGGAACUAUUAUUUUUCUUAGCUUUUUAAGUUCCUGAGUUUUUUUUUAAUUUUAUUGAUUUAAUUUAGACCAUGGAUGUUUAAAACCUCGUACAUGUAUUUUUAAAUAAGACUGUUUAAAGUGAGGUAUCUUUGAAAAACAUUCAUUAUGUAGAAUUAUACUGGUACAGCAUGCACAUCUUCUUAAUAAAAAUAUUUGACACUGAAAGAAUGCUUGAAUGUGUUACCAUAAAAGUAGAUUGUUUCCUUGUGGAUAAUAUGAAAAUCCCAGUAUCCACACACUGUAAUACACUCAGUAAAUCUGUCAUGAUUGAAUGUAACCUUUAUUACAUGCAGGCUGGGAGUUAGAUCAUGCCAUUUUUUAGGCACUGCAGACUGAAUGUUGAUGACAUACACAUUACAGCACAGGCAUGUUCUAGCAGGGCACAGCUGCAGGCAGAAGCUAAAGAACAAUUCAUUUUUCAUGUGUAUAUCUUUCUUUUGUUUUGACUCUAGAUACAUGUUUUAUGAUUAACAGAGACUGCUUUAAAAUGCCCGUGUGUAGGUAGCUAAAGCAGACGGCAGAAUGCAGGAGAAGCUUAGCUUUACUGUGAAGUCUGAGUGUAACCUAACUAGCUAGAGGAUAUGCAAUUCCUGAUUGACAGCAGGACUAGCAUUAUGCAAAUGCUGUAAGAGCUAACAGCAGCUGGGAAACAGUGAUCAGGGGCUCUGUUAGGGAUCUCUACACACGCCACACUUAUCUCUCUAGUUUUUAUUUCUCCUUCUGCUGUUGUGAUUUAUUUCAACAAUCAAUAAAUUACACAAAACAUUUGUUGCUUUUUUGACGUUAUUACAUUUAAAAUCUCAGAGCAGUUUCAGUUUUUCAGCUAGAGAUCUGUGUGAGAGCUUGUUACUCAAACUAAAUUGUGUUAUUUUCAGCUGGACAACAUGCUUAUCUUUAAACCUUUCUGUUUUUAAAUCCUGUGCAUGUCUGGUCUCUUCAUACUAAAGUGUAUUUUGCUUGUUUCUUUCUGUCGUCUUCAGUUUGAAGCCUUAUGUAGGUCAGGCUUGGCUUAAGCAGAUUUCCUGAACCUGCGUCAGCUUAAGCUGAAGGAAUUUUAAUAAACCCUCCCUUGUAGGCGUGGGCCUAAAUGAGACUAGCCUAGUUAAGCCUGAUCUUUUUCUGUUUGUGAAAAAGAGCUGAGCAGAGCUAGGGACUGCAUGGUGGUUUCAAAAACUGACUCCUUAAUUCAGAGAUAAGAAUGGUUGGAAAGGCCAGAUCUUCUAAUUUUACCUUGUCUGAAAAGCUUGAUUUGCUAAAACUCGUGAAGCCGUAUGUUAAAAUUCUUGAAGAACAUACAAAUAAGCAUUCAGUAAUAGUGGAAAAAAACAAAUGCUGGGAUAUCAUAGCCGAUAACUACAAUGCCAUCGGAGUAGAUCGCCCUCCUCGUACUGCACAGGGCCUGCGCACGCUGUACAAGAGGCUCAAAGAAUAUGCCAAACAGGAGCUGUUGCAGCAAAAGGAGACCCAUUCAGAUUAUAAAAGCAGCAUUUCUGAGCCAACCAAGAAAGUUGUGGAGAUGAUUCCACAGAUUUCCAGUGUGUGUUUAAGAGACAGGAGCAGUUUACAAAGUGCUAACAUGGAUAAAGAAAUAGUUGCUGGUACCAGCUCCCCACAAGCAGUGUUGGAUCAUCAUCCUGCUGCUGUCGCAAUGGAGUUGGAACCAGAAGAGGAUGUCAAACCUCCUCCUUCUUUGGCUGUAGAUUCACAGCAGAAUGAGGAUUUAGAACAAGGAGAAGAACACCAAUUGGUGCAUGUUAUGGAGCAAUCUCCUUCAACUUCUCUGUCUUCUGUUGAUAUGAGAAUGAUGUUGUCACCAUCUCCCAUCCCAAGAAGAGAUGAUUUUUUUAGGCUCGAGGUUGGAGAACGCUUUAGGCCAAAUUGUGGGUAUGACCCACAGAUGUUGCAAAUGCUAAAAGAGGAGCAUCAGAUAAUCUUGGAAAAUCAAAGAAAAAUUGGGCUUUAUGUCCAAGAAAAGAGGGAUGGCUUGAAAAGAAAGCAGCAGCUGGAAGAAGAGCUGUUGAAAGCAAAAAUCAAAGUAGAGAAGCUGAAGGCAAUAAGACUACGACAUGAUCUGCCAGAAUACAACAGUCUUUAAAUAUUAAUAAUCUCUGUCACGUAAUCUGAAAUGGUUUAUUUUCUGAGAUACUUUAUUAUAAAUUCUUUUAGCUUAGUAAAAUGAUUUGUUAAAUUGGAUGGCUCUCAGACCAGUCUUGAAAAACGAAUGCAUGCUUUCUUUUUUGUUAUGUACACUAGCAGAAAUGUCAAAUGUCUUACAGGUUUGAGUCUUUUCAAUAUUUUAGUCUGAAGUAUAAUCAAAUACAGUAGUUCUAAGUGUGUAAGAUAAAAACUGCCUGUGGAAAUCUUCUACAGAUCUUUAUUAGAGCUAGAACAAGCUAAUGAAAAUUUAGGUAGGUGUUCUAAAAUAUGUUGAUUUUAUGCUUUAUUCUUUUUUCAGAGCAAUUCCUAUCCUUUUUAAUAUUCCUUAUGAAGUUAUUUGAAAAUUAAUAAAUAUAUAUAAAAAGAGAAAUAAUGUUUUUAUAUAUCUUUUCACUCAUUUUAAAUUAGUACAGCCUAUGGCAAUGGUAAGAUUUUACUAAUGUGUUAUUUGCUUGAAAAACAUAGAAAAGAAACUGUCUGGAUUGUGGGGUUUUUAUGCUCAACUGAGGAAAUGUUGAGUAAAUGCAUGUAUCUUUUUAAAAUUGAACUCCUUUCUAAUAUUUAAUGGAUGAAAGUUUCCAUAAGAUCAUUUCAAAAUAGAGAUGCUGAAGGCAACACUCACAUUUUCAAAAUGGCAUGUAUGCAUAAUUAGUGUGCACAGUUACUGAGAUUGUAUAUUCAAUUGUGAUAAUUACAUUGGCAAGUGACUAGGAAGAUAUCUAAUUUGUUAAUUUCCAUGCAUAAUUACUAUGAUACAUAUGCAACCAAGACAGUUGCAGGUGCAUUUGAAUCAACAUCACUGUUGUGUUAUAGUUAUCAAAAUGCAAUAAUUUCUGUACAUAAAUAAUUUGUGACCCAAAAUCCAAAUAAGAGCCUUUAUUUAGGAUAAUUUGAAUAGUGUGAUAUUUUGAUUUAUUUACAAAUAUAAAUCCCAAGCCCUCCCCCCCCCCAAAUCCUUCUUAGCAGCACCCCUUUGGUUGUAGUUUAUUCCAUAUAGUAUUAUGACAACUAGUCAGGAAGGCAAGCACCAGACUGCCUGCUUCUUCAUGGUUCUUUGUCUUCUGCCCUCUGGAAAUGUGUAGCAGCAUGUGCCUCAGGCCAGAUGUACACUAGAGCUAGACUUAAAAUACAUAGCUAGAGUUGGCUUACCUUAAGCCGAGCUUGACAUUGUCUUCACAGUGGGAGGACGAUGGGAGCUAAUGCUCCCAUUGGCUUCCUUUACUCCUCACCUGGUGCUGCCUUAAGCAUUCGAUUUAGUGUGUCUUAACUAGACCCACUAAAUGGAAUGCCAGAAGAUUGAUCUCCAGCAUGGCAUGUAGAGACAUAGCCAUACUCCUUCUGGCUUCAUAUUUCUUCUAACACUAUGUUCUCUUCCUCCAAC